AUGAAUUUUACUGCCAGCAUCGCUCUUUUUUUGUCGCUUGUAUCCGUGGCUUGGGCUACCACCAACAGAUUCCCCGAAUCCAACUGGGGUACUUCACGUUAUGGCACCUUUACCAGUGUAAGCGGAUUCUUUCUUCAGAGUGACUCUUCUACAAACGCUACUAGCUUUGACUUCAAUGAUAAUCUUGGCUUGAAACCCAAUUAUACUUGGAACUCGUUCAAAAAUGCGAUUGAGGAGCUUAACGCCAAUUCUAACGAGACAACCUCCUAUAAGGUUAUCUUCUUUGGUAGACACGGUGAAGGUUACCACAAUGUCGCCGAGUCUUAUUACGGGACUCCGGCAUGGAACUGUUAUUGGUCACUUUUAACGGGUAACGGAACUUCUACAUGGGGCCCCGAUGCUGGUUUGACACCAAAAGGUGUUUUCCAAGCUCAAAACAACUCUGAUCUCAUCAAGUCGUUAUUGCCAUAUGGAUUCCCAUUGCCUCAAAACUUUUACUCCUCCCCCAUGACAAGAGCAGCUGAUACUUUGACAUAUACGUGGAAUGACAUUGCCUUGAAGACUGGUUUUGUCUCCCCUAUUUUCAAGGAAUCUUUGAGAGAAACCAUUGGUUUGCAUAGAUGUGACGAGAGAAGGAGCAAGACUUACCUCAAGGAAAGGUACCCAGACUUUCAAUUCGAAAACGGAUUUGUUGAAGACGAUUUGCUAUGGACCAAGGAUACUCAAGAGCCUGAUGGAGCAAAGGUUCUGAGAUUGACUUCGUUCCUGAAUGAUUUGUGGGCUAGUGAUCCAUCCACCUAUGUUUCUGUAACUGCCCACUCAGGUGUUGGUUCUGCGUUGCUCAGUGCAGUUGGUCAUAGAUCAUUUUCUCUUUCUACUGGUGCAAUUAUUCCAAUUGUCGUCAGAAGAGAUUCUAUUCUUGGAUUUGUUCCUCCCUCAAAUGCCACCACGGUUUCGGUUGGUACGUCUGCAACUGCUCCAUCGUGUACUGUCUCCAUUGGGUCGUUGGCUUCUUCAAAGACCGCUUCUCUUUAUUCGCAAUUCUCGAAGGAUUACUACCAGACCGAAAGUUAUUCUGUUUUGACUGUGACCAGUAUUUCUACGACUACUGCAACUGUAACAGCUGCUAUUUCAACGAACUAG
This is a messenger RNA of Kuraishia capsulata CBS 1993, 1143 nucleotides long. RefSeq lists its product as uncharacterized. Gene Ontology annotation, cellular component: cytoplasm. Lineage: Eukaryota; Fungi; Ascomycota; Pichiomycetes; Pichiales; Pichiaceae. The record is from RefSeq and is a predicted model, not a curated record. Gene Ontology annotation, molecular function: phosphatase activity. The coding region runs from base 1 to 1143 and encodes 380 amino acids. The transcript has a single exon.